This is a messenger RNA of Ailuropoda melanoleuca (giant panda), 2090 nucleotides long. It is a transcript of the gene RCC1L, whose product is annotated as RCC1 like. Gene Ontology annotation, biological process: positive regulation of mitochondrial translation. The record is from RefSeq and is a predicted model, not a curated record. The transcript has 11 exons. Gene Ontology annotation, molecular function: rRNA binding; guanyl-nucleotide exchange factor activity. Bases 57 to 1451 code for a protein of 464 amino acids. Gene Ontology annotation, cellular component: mitochondrial inner membrane. Lineage: Eukaryota; Metazoa; Chordata; Mammalia; Carnivora; Ursidae.
GUCAAGGGUCACCUAAGAUGGCGGCGUCCAGGAGACGCUGAGGCGUGGAGCGGAGGAUGGCGCUGCGAGCGUUGGCGGCCGGGGCUCGGCUGGGGCGGCUGUUGAGCGGGCCCGGCCCGGGGCUGGGGCCGGGCCCGGGGCUGAGGCCGGGGCGGGGGCACCGGACGGCGGUCGGGCGCGAGGCAGACGCACCCGUGUUCCAGUACGUGGGCGAGCGGGCGGCCCGGGCCGACCGCGUUUUCGUGUGGGGCUUCAGCUUCUCCGGGGCGCUUGGCGUGCCCACCUUCGUGCUGCCUAGCGCCGGGCCCGAGCGCCGCGCCGGCUCGCGGCCGCCCCGCAGGAUCCAGCCCGUGCCCUACCGUCUGGAGCUGGACCAGAAGAUUUCAUCUGCUGCCUGUGGCUAUGGAUUCACGCUGUUAUCCUCUAAAACCAAGGAUGUGACGAAAGUUUGGGGUAUGGGGCUCAACAAAGAUUCCCAGCUGGGAUUUCACAGGAGCCGCAAAGAUAAAACCCGGGGAUACGAGUAUGUUCUGGAGCCCUCGCCCGUGCCGCUGCCUCUGGACAGACCUCAGGAGACACGGGUGCUGCAGGUGUCCUGCGGCAGAGCCCACUCUCUCAUCCUGACAGACCGCGAAGGAGUCUUCAGCAUGGGAAACAACUCUUACGGGCAGUGCGGAAGAAGCGUGGUCGAAAAUGAAAUUUACAGCGAAAGUCACAGAGUCAAUAGAAUGCAGGACUUCGAUGGACAGGUGGUCCAGGUGGUUUGUGGCCAGGACCAUAGCCUGUUCCUGACAGACAAAGGAGAAGUCUACUCUUGUGGCUGGGGUGCCGACGGGCAAACAGGUCUGGGUCACUACAAUAUCACCAGCGUGCCCACCAAGCUGGGCGGGGACCUGGCCGGAGUGAACAUCGUGCAGGUGGCCACCUACGGUGACUGCUGCCUGGCUGUGUCUGCCGAGGGCGGCCUCUUCGGUUGGGGGAACUCGGAGUACCUGCAGCUGGCCGCUGUCACCGACUCCACUCAGGUGAACGUCCCCCGGUGCUUACCCUUCUCAGGACUGGGGAAGGUGAAGCAGGCCGCGUGCGGCGGUACGGGCUGUGCCGUGUUAAAUGGAGAAGGACAGGUUUUUGUCUGGGGCUACGGAAUUCUUGGGAAAGGACCGAACCUUGUGGAAAGCGCGCUUCCAGAGGUGAUCCCACCCAGUCUCUUCGGCCUGACGGAGUUCAACCCAGAAGUCCACGUUUCCCUCAUCCGAUGUGGCCUCAGCCACUUUGCUGCCCUGACCAACAAAGGAGAGCUGUUUGUGUGGGGCAAGAACAUCCGAGGGUGCCUGGGCAUCGGUCGUCUGGAAGACCAGUAUUUCCCAUGGCGGGUGACCAUGCCUGGGGAGCCCGUGGAUGUGGCGUGUGGCGUGGAUCACAUGGUGACUCUGGCCAAGUCCUUCGUCUGAAGCUCCCCCCUGACCCGCUCGAGCCCGGAACCUGGCCUCAGCACCGCUUGGACUGCUUGGCAGAGGCCCCGGCGGGGGCUCUUGCCGGGGGUCAGAGAGGAUCCGGGCCCUUUGUGACGCGUGAUGCUCUGUGCCAGUGUCCUUAGCGAGAAUGUACUGGAAGUCCCGGGAUGCAGGCCCCUCUCUGGCUGAGGGUGAGAUCUGCUGCAUUGACCGCAGGAGGGCUGUCCUCAUCCGGCCAAGCACCAGCGAGAGGGGUCCCGGCUGUGUGUCACGUCUGACCCGAGCAGCGGGGCCGGGGGAAGCUUAGCUCUGCGGCAUUGCCGUUUUGUUCGUUCUUCAAGGUGGCCUGGCAGAAUCUAGUGACCACAAGCAGAGUUCCUGGUGGGCGUGUGAGCUUCAGGGCGAGCCCAGCCUGACUGAGGGGGCCGGCCUGAGAAGCCCCCGCAGGAGUGAGCGCGAGGCCCGGUUCUUGCGCACGGAAAGCCGCCCGCCAAAGCUUGGCUGGAGGGCCAGCCUCAGGGAGGAGAUCCGGAAAUCGUGGCAAACAUUCGAGGUAGUAACAUAAACUUGGCCUUUCGUUUAAAAGCAUCUUUUUAAAAAUCUCUUUUGAAAUAAAGUCUAUUUUCUGCCUUUUUA